AUGUUGUUAAUAGGUGCCGACUGGCUUCAAGGACCUUACUUGUAUAAAUUAUAUAAUGAUUAUGGUCUCAGUUUGACAGAAAUAGCCAUGUUGUUUCUGACAGGAUUUGUAAGCGGCGCAUUUGCUGGUACAGCAGUUGGCGGACUAGCAGAUACAUGGGGCCGUAAACGUGUUUGCAUUGUCUUCUGUUUUACGAUGAUUAUUGCACUUCUGCUACGUUUAAUUAAUAUUUACCCGCUACUGUUCAUAUCACAUUUACUAUCUGGUUUAGCUACCGCGCUCAUGUAUAGUGUAUUUGAGUCCUGGUAUGUUUCUGAGCAUACCAGCCGUGGAUUUCCUGCUGAUUGGAGAGCUCGUACAUUUGCUCUCAGUACUUUGCUCAACAGUAUCGUUGCGAUUUUCGCAGGCGUAAUUGCUAAUGAAUUAGUAGGCCUUUGGGGUUUUCGUGCUCCGUACAUCGGAUCAAUACUCAUGGUCUCAACUGUGGCAGUUAUGGUGCUUUCGACGUGGACAGAAAAUUAUGGCAGAAAUGUUCAAUCGAAUAUGCAAAAUGACAACCUUUUGAAAACUUUGAAGACGGGACUACGAACGAUGCUGAGCAGCAAAAAUAUCGUUGUUCUUGGAUUAGCACAAACCUUAUUCGAAUGCUCCAUGUACAUAUUCGUGCUUCUCUAUACGCCAGCUUUCGAAAACGUGAUAUUUAACAACAUUGGCCAAAUACCCGCAGAUGGAUUGAAUCUAGGCUAUCUAUUUUCCACAAUGAUGAUGGCUGUCAUGGUUGGCUCUUUGCUUUUUCAAAUUGUUGAACUGGAGAUAAAAAAAGGACCCAACAGAACAUUUGCAAAAUUUUCGGAAGAGAAAUUACUGAUAGUGGCACUUGCAGCAGCGUCUAUUUCAUUUAUAUUGAUGGCACGCUACGGUGAGACUUCGAUCACAACUUUGCUGAUUGCAUAUCAUGUAUUUGAAUGUACAACUGGUUUGUACUACCCAUCUAUUGCCUCCCUAAAAGCGGAAGCUAUUCCAGAAGAAACAAGAGCAGCCGUGAUGACAUUAAUAAGAAUUCCUAUGAAUCUUGGUGUAGGCUUUAUCUUGUAUCAUGUAGGUAGUAAUAAUAAUAGAAGGUAA
Molecule: messenger RNA, 1125 nt
Organism: Mycotypha africana
Lineage: Eukaryota; Fungi; Mucoromycota; Mucoromycetes; Mucorales; Mycotyphaceae
Product: transporter
Exons: 4
Coding region: 1-1125 (374 amino acids)
Biological process (GO): molybdate ion transport
Cellular component (GO): membrane
Molecular function (GO): molybdate ion transmembrane transporter activity
Source: RefSeq, a predicted model, not a curated record